Chara braunii is the source of this 1483-nucleotide messenger RNA. The record is from the annotation of a GenBank genome assembly. Lineage: Eukaryota; Viridiplantae; Streptophyta; Charophyceae; Charales; Characeae.
CGUCGGCGCAAAAUCAACGGUUGUCUGCAGAGGGGGAGGAUUACAGGAGGAAGGAGGAAGGAGUGCCGUGAGGAUGGGGGAGUGGAUGGCGAUGGCGGACAGAAUGUUCAAGGAGCGAGACAAUAAUGACACGUGUCUCGAGAUCCGUUCACUUUCGUCUUCUUCCAGGACGAAAGUGGGUGUGAAGGAUCUCGAGACACGUGUCUCGAGAUCCGUGCACUUUCGUCUUCGAUCAGAUCCAUUUUUCGGCAUUGCCUUGUCAGUCUUGGAAGCGAUUGACGAAGCCCUGCGCAAGGGCGUCGACUCGGCUCGGAGAUCAACGCCACGUGGCGCGCACGUGCGGACAGAGCGGCUGCCCCGCGCAGAGGCGGCGCAGGUGACAGGUACAAAGGGAAAUCAAAUAGCCAACGACAACUCAACGCCCUCCUCCUCCUCCUCCUCCUCCUCCUCCUCCUCCUCCUCCUCCACUUUCUCUCCUUCCCCAUCCAAUUCCUCCCUCUCCCCCUCCUUCCCCUCGGCGCCAUUACUGCCGAGACGGGGAAGGCUUUCGCUGCCGCUGCGCUGCGACUGGCUGAGGUCUCUUUCGCCCCCGACUCGAGGAGAACUGGUGCCUGCUGCCGAGCUGGAUGAUGAUCCCUCGUUCUGGGAUCUUAAGCGCGCCGCUGCUAUUGCACCAGCGAUCUCCUCCUCCUCCUCCUCCUCCUCCACCGUGCCGGUGUCGCUGUCGUCCGAGAUGAUGAGAGUAGAGAAUGCGCACAGAGAUCAGGAUGGGCAAUUCUGUCCUCAUCGGUCAGCAGCUGCCGCGGGAGCGCUGAGGCAGCCAGAGGAGCAGAAGAUGGGAGAGGAGAAAUUUGCUGCCAGUGCUGCACCCGGCAUGGGGCGGAGCAUGCGCCUCGUUCGACAUAGUCGUAGUCGAAGAAGGAAGAAAGGCCCGCUGGGAUCCCCGCCGCUGGUCAACGUGGCGUACGGGUCCAGGACGACUCCUAAGGAGGGGGUCAGUAACCCCCAAUUGAGAAGCGCAAGCCCCGAUCGCGGCCCUGCGGUGUUGCAGCCGCCUGUAGUGUACACGUGGACGGACUGCCGGGAGGCAGACACGUGUAUGUCUUCUUAUCCUUCUCCUUCUCCCUCCUCCUCUUCUUCGUUAUCGUGUUCUUCUGUGUCAGGGGUGUGGAGGAUGGAGGGUGGGGGGGCGAGGCCGAGCUUAGCUAUGGCGGACGCGACGAUGGGAUCGAGUACCGCGGCGGCGGUGGGAGCUAAGAGGGAAGAAGACGACGAAGUCGACGUCUUGAGAGAUGUUGGGAGAAAGAGGUGGUGGUAUAAUGGUGGUGGCAUGCAGUGGCAGCAGCAGCAGCAUCCUCAUGAAGGAUGAAAGAGGCAGACGGUUUUGUUUUUUCUCCCCCGUCUCCCAAGUGCCUUUUCUCAGAUAGUACCCUGCUCAGUCAAUCCCUUUGCAUCCAGGGUCUAAUCAAUGCUUGCCGGGGAA